Coregonus sp. 'balchen' is the source of this 8697-nucleotide messenger RNA. The record is from the annotation of a GenBank genome assembly. NCBI's taxonomy places the organism in Eukaryota, Metazoa, Chordata, Actinopteri, Salmoniformes, Salmonidae.
AUGCAACAUGAAUUGGAUGCCAACCACCGUUAAACCUCAUAGAAGAAGAAGAAGAAUUUCCGAUGAAGUCACGCAGUCGAGUUGUGUACGUUGUUCGCAUGAGGUUCCUUGAUUAGCAAAACAUUAACUAAGAACUCUUGAUAUUAUAACUACGCGAAUUAAAGGACGGUAUUCCUACACAUCUAUUUUCAGGGGCUCUUUUGAGGUUAAAACGGGAUUUUUUAUAUUUUUACAUUCUGUUUUUUUCCAGCGAGGUUUGGUCUAGCUAACAAACAGAAGCGAAGGCCCCCAGAGCAUUUCGCUAGCUUCUAGUAGCCACCGACAAUGGAAGGAUUUGGAAAGGCGCUGAUGUCUGGAACCCUUGUCCCAGCUAAUCCUGUAACAACAGUUGCUCUUCGACAACCUCCCGAGGAAACAAAGAAAACAAAUCGAAAGGUGCUCGAUGAAGAGAACUACAUAGAGGUAACGUACCGUUGUGGAACAGAUAGCUAAGUUAUAGUAGUACAGUAGGUAGCUAGCUAGUGCAGAUUCUACCCUAACGUUACCUGCAGCUGGCUUAUAAUACAGUAAGCCUAACUUAGUGUUGUUGCAAAUCUGAGUUUUAAGGUCAAUACAGAUAAAGGUGAUUAAACACACAUACUAGUGAUGUUAUACACAAAAUAUACGAAAGUAUGUGGACACCCCUUCAAAUGAGUGGAUUCGGCUAUUCAGCCACACCCGUUGCUGACGGGUGUAUAAAGUCGAGCACACCGCCAUGCAAUCUCCAUAGACAAACAUUGGCAGUAGAAUGGCCUUACUGAAGAGCUGUGACUUUCAACGUGGCACCAUCAUAAAUUGCAACCUUUCCAACAAGUCAGUUAAUCAAAUUUCUGCCCUGCUAGAGCUGCCCCGGUCAACUGUAAGUGCUGUUAUUGUGAAGCAACAACGGCUCAGCCUUGAAGUGGUAGGCCACAGAAGCUCACAGAACAGGACCGCCGAGUGCAGAAGCGCGUAAAAAUCAUCUGUUCUCGGUUGCAACACUCACUACUGAGUUCCAAACUGCCUCUGGAAGCAAUGUCAGCAAGAACUGUUAGUAGGGAGCAUAAUGAACUGGGUUUCCAUGGCCAAGCAGCCGCAUACAAGCCUAAGAUCACCAUGCGCAAUGCCAAGCGUCGGCUGGAGUGGUGUAUAGCUCGCCGCCAUUGGACUCUGGAGCAGUGGAAACUCGUUCUCUGGAGUGAUGAAUCACGCUUCACUAUGGCAGUCCAAUGGAUGAAUCUGGGUUUGGCGUAUGCCACGAGAACACUACCUGCUCCAAUGCAUAGUACCAACUGUAAAGUUUGGAGGAGGAGGAAUAAUGGUCUGGGGCUGUUUUUCAUAGUUCGGGCUAGGCCCCUUAGUUCCAGUGAAGGGAAAUCUUAAAGCUACACCAUACAAUGACAUUCUAGACGAUUCUGUGCUUCCACCUUUGUGGCAACAGUUUGGGGAAGGCCCUUUCCUGUUUCAGCAUUACAAUGCCCCCUUGCACAAAGCGAGGUCCAUACAGAAAUGGUUUGUUGAGAUCAGUGUGGAAGAACAUGACUGGCCUGCACAGAGCCCUGACCUCAACCCCAUCGAACACCUUUGGGAUGAAUUGGAACACCGACUGCGAGCCAGGCUUAGUCGCCCAACAUCAGUGCCCAACCUCACUAAUGCUCUUGUGGCUGAAUGGAAGCGAGUCCCCGCAGCAAUGUUCCAACAUCUGGUGGAAAGCCUUCCCAGAAGAGUGGAGGCUGUUAUAGCAGCAAAGGGGGGACCAACUCCAUAUUAAUGCCCAUGAUUUUGGAAUGAGAUGUUCGACGGGCAGGUGUCCACAUACCUUUGGUCAUGUAGUGUAUCGACAGCCCCAUUGUUGUAUGUGCGUUGUGGCUAGGCCAUUUUGAUAUUUGCCAAUGACUUCCUAACUUGUUUACAUGUGUUUGUAUGACUUUCAACAGAAUUUAGAGAAGAUCAUCCAGAGGGACUUUUUUCCAGAUGUGACAAAGUUACAAGCGCAGAAGGACUACCUCGAAGCUGAGGAAAAUGGGGAUCUUGGGAAGAUGAGGGAGAUAUCCAUUAAAUAUGGGUCAUCUUUAGCCAAGUCCACACCACUCUCCACUGCCCCAUGUGAGUAAGAUGAUAAGUCAACUGUGUCCACUAAAGUCUUUUUCACAUAAUGCACUGGUUGUCUAUGAAUGCAGCAGUGGUGUUAUACUAAUAUCCCCACCACUUGAUUGUUUAGAUGUUACUCCAGCUUCCUUUGAGACACCAGAGGGUUGUCCUGGAUCUCCCUCUUCUGUACUGGGCAAAACCAAGAAAGGAGCAGACAGCGGUAAGUUCUUGUUCACUAUUGUGACUGAGAAUGGCACAAAUCACAGCACUACUCAGUCUGAGGACACCGAACUUUAAAUAUGAACACCAUUACUUUGGCUCUCAAGACUAUGUAGAAAGUAGCUUUUCCAGCUGUUAUGAUCUAGUGGUCAUUGGAUUGUUGAUUUAUUAUAUAGUACAUUUUAGUCAUUUAGCAGACGCUCUUAUCCAGAGCGACUUACAGUAAUGAGGGCAUACAUUUUAGUACUUUUCCCGCACUGGUCCCCCGUGAGAAUCAAACCCACAACCCUGGCGUUCCAAGCACCAUGCUCUACCAACUGAGCCACACGGGACAUAGUACUAUGUAAAGGUGAUUUAUUAUAUAGUACUAUGUAAAUAACUUUUUUUAUUAGCGUUUAUAUAUAUAUAUAUAUAUAUAUAUAUAUAUAUAUAUAUAACCAAAAAAUGUAGGGGGUAGAUCAGCUUUAAUACUGCAGAUUGUAGCUUCCAUUAAUGUAAUUGUCUGCAUCCAUUUCUAAUCCACCAUAUAUUAUAUUAUUAUUAUUUAUUAUAUUAUAUUAUUAUUAUAUAUUAUUAUUAUUAUUUUUAUAUUUAAAAAUAUAUAUAUUUUCCUUUAUUAUUUUCCCCUAACUCUACCACCUCUUCCCUAAUUGGAGUAAACUAAUGGACAACAACACUUAGGCUUCUACUUCCACCUUAUACAUACUAUAUACAUUUUACAGACACAAUGUAUUUUACAAUAGUUAUCUUUUGUUUGUUUUUAAUCCCAUCCUUCAGCUACCAUCAACCCCUCCCAUCUAUCUCUGAAGACCAGUUUGAUUUCUAUUUUGCCAUAUAUUUUAAACUGUGCUGUUUCACAAAAGUUCUGAACAUAUAUAUUUUACAGACACAGUAUAUUUUACAUUAGUUAUCUUGUUGUUUUUAAUCCCACCCUUCAGCUCCACUCAACCCCUCCCAUCUAUCGAUGUAAAGAACUUAAUUACAGCAAUAAUACUUCAUCCCUGUGUUUGUUGAUAUUGUGUUUGUAGUGAAUAAGGAAGGAGAUGAGGAGGAGAAAGAGCUGCCAUGUCUUGAUCGUUUCCUGGCUAAGAACACAAGCGAGGAUAAUGCAUCCUUUGAGCAGAUCAUGGUUCUAGCAGAAGACAAGGAGAAGUUGAGGCAUUCGUGGUUGUAUGAGGCAGAGGCUGAAUUUAAACAGGUACACUUGGCGUAAUCUCUCCUUUGAUAGUUUGAACUCUCGUUUGGUUGAUGUGAAUUGUACACUACUCAAAUGUUUAAGUAUGUAAUGCUUAUGGAGUGUAAUGUCUUGAUUUGAAAGCGAUAAUAUUUUUUGCCUUCAAUUAGCAGAGAUUAUAACCUGCCUGUUUGUUGUUUUUAGCGGCAUGAAGAAAACCUUGCCCUGCCGUCAUCAGAGAAGCAGGCCCUUGAGUGUGUGAAGGCAGGACUAGAGACCUGGGAGUACAAAGCAAAGAAUGCCCUUAUGUACUAUCCAGAGGGUGAGGAUUGACGUUUUCCUGCAUGAGAAAUGUUCCUGUUAUCUUGCUUGAUUAUAAUGUGCGCUGUAUGGGGUGCAUGAAGCCAUGGAGUCACACCUACCAACACCAUGCAGUGCAUUCGGAAAGUAUUCAGACCCCUUGACUUUUUCCACAUUUUGUUAUGUUACAGCCUUAUUCGAAAGUUGAUUAAAUCGUUUUUUUUCCCUUAAUCAAUGUACACACAAUACCCCAUAAUGACAAAGCAAAAACAGGUUUUUAGAAAUGAUUGCAAUUUUAUUUAAAAAACUAAUUUAUAUAAGUAUUCAGACCAUUUACUCAGUACUUUGUUGAAGCACCUUUUGGCAGCGAUUACAGCCUUGAGUCUUCUUGGGUAUGAUGCUACAAGCUUGGCACACCUGUAUUUGGGGAGUUUCUCCCAUUCUUCUCUGUAGAUCCUCUCAAGCUCUGUCAGGUUGGAUGGGGAUCGUCGCUGCACAGCUAUUUUCAGGUCUCUCUAGAGAUGUUCAAGUCCGGGUUCUGGCUGGGCCACUCAAGAACAUUCAGAGACAUGUCACGAAGCCACUCCUGCAUUGUCUUGGCUGGGUGUUUAGGGUCAUUGUCCUGUUGGAAGGUGAACCUUCGCCCCAGUCUGAGGUCCUGAGUGCUCUGGAGCAGGUUUUCGUCAAGGAUCUCUCUGUACUUUGCUCUGUUCAUAUUUCCCUCGAUCCUGACUUGUCUCCCAGUCCCUGCCGCUGAAAAACAUCCCCACAGCAUGAUGCUGCCACCACCAUGCUUCACCACAGGGAUGGUAUUGGCCAGGUGAUGAGCGGUGCCUGGUUUCCUCCAGACGUGAUGCAUGGCAUUCAGGCAAAAUAGUUAAAUCUUGGUUUCAUCAGACCAGAGAACCUGGAUUCUCAUUGUCUGAGAGUCCUUUAGGUGCCUUUUGGCAAACUCCAAGCGGCCUGUCAUGUGCCUUUUACUGAGGAGUGGCUUCCGUCUGGCCACUACCAUAAAGGCCUGAUUGGUGGAGUGCUGCAGAGAUGGUUGGUCUUCUGGAAGGUUCUCCCAUCUCCACAGAGGAAAUCUGGAGCUCUGUCAGUGACCAUCGGGUUCUUGGUCACCUGCCUGACCAAGGCCAUUCCCCCCGAUUGCUCAGUUUGGCUGGGCGGCCAGCUCUAGGAAGAGUCUUGGUUGUUCCAAACUUCUUUCAUUUAAGAAUGAUGGAGGCCACUGUGUUCUUGGGGACAUUCAAUGCCGCAGACAUUUUUUGGUACCCUUCCCCAGAUAUGUGCCUCGACACAAUCCUGUCUCGGAGCUCUACGGACCAUUCCUUCGACCUCAUGGCUUGGUUUUUGCUCUGACAUGCACUGUCAACUGUGGGACCUUAUAUAGACAGGUGUGUGCCUUUCCAAAUCAUGUCCAAUCAAUUGAAUUUACCACAGGUGGUGCAACCAAUUACCUUCAGAAGUCACAUAAUUAGUUAAAGUCCACCUGUGUGUAAUCUAAGUGUCACAUGAUCUGUCACAUGAUCUCAGUGUAUAUAUACACCUGUUCUGAAAGGCCCCAGAGUCUGCAACACCACUAAGCAAGGGGCACCACCAAGCAAGCGGCACCAUGAAGACCAAGGAGCUCUCCAAACAGGUCAGGGACAAAGUUGUGGAGAAGUACAGAUCAGGGUUGGGUUAUAAAAUAAUAUGCAAAACUUUGAACAUCCCAUGGAGCACCAUUAAAUCCAUUAUUAAAAAAUGAAAAUAAUAUGGCACCACAACAAACCUCCCAAGAGAGGGCCGCCCACCAAAAGUCACGGACCAGGCAAGGAGGGCAUUAAUCGGAGAGGCAACAAAGAGACCAAAGAUAACCCUGAAGGAGCUGCGAAGCUCCACAGCGGAGAUUGGAGUAUCUGUCCAUAGGACCACUUUAAGCUGUACACUCCACAGAGCUGGGCUUUACGGAAGAGUGGCCAGAAAAAAGCCAUUGCUUAAAGAAAAAAAUAAGCAAACAUGUUUGGUGUUCGCCAAAAGGCAUGUGGGAGACACCCAAACAUAUGGAAGAAGGUACUUUGGUCAGAUGAGACUAAAAUUUAGCUUUUUGGCCAUCAAGGAAAACGCUAUGUCUGGUGCAAACCCAACACCUCUCAUCAACCCGAGAACACAAUCCCCACAGUGAAGCAUGGUGGUGGCAGCAUCAUGCUGUGGGGAUGUUUUUCAUCAGCAGGGACUGGGAAACUGGUCAGAAUUGAAGGAAUGAUGGAUGGCGCUAAAUACAGGGAAAUUCUUGAGGGAAACCUGUUUCAGUCUUCCAGAGAUUUGAGACUGGGACGGAGGUUCACCUUCCAGCAGGACAAUAACCCUAAGCAUACUGUUAAAGCAACUCUCAAGUGGUUUAAGGGGAAACAUUUAAAUGUCUUGGAAUGGCCUAGUCAAAGCCCAGAGCUCAAUCCAAUUGAGAAUCUGUGGUAUGACUUAAAGAUUGCUGUACACCAGCGGAACCCAUCCAACUUGAAGGAGCUGGAGAAGUUUUGCCUUGAAGAAUGGGCAAAAAUCCCAGUGGCUAGAUGUGCCAAGCUUAUAGAGACAUACCACAAGAGACUUGCAGCUGUAAUUGCUGCAAAAGGUUGCUCUACAAAGUAUUGACUUUGGGGGGGUGAAUAGUUAUGCACGCUCAAGUGUUCUUUUUUUGGGGUCUUAUUUCUUGUUUGUUUUACAUUUUGCAUCUUCGAAGUGGUAGGCAUGUUUUGUAAAUCAAAUGAUACAAACCCCCCAAAAAUCAAUUUUAGUUCCAGGUUGUAAGGCAACAAAAUAGGAAAAAUGCUAAGGGGGGUGACUACUUUCGCAAGCCACUGUAUUUAAUCCAUUUUAGAAUAAGGCUGUAACGUAACAAAAUGUGUGAAAAAUGAAGGGGUUUGAAUACUUUCCGAAUUCACUGUAUGUGUAGGCUAAGCUAGUACCUACAUGAUUGAAUUAAUUGUGUUUCAGGUGAAUUAAUUGAGUUGAACACCUUCAUGAUCUUAUUUUAAUAAGGUGUCAAGGAUGAUGACACACUCUUCAAGAAGCCUAGGGAGGUGAUUCACAAGAACACUCGUUUCGUGGGAGACCCCUUCAGCAAAGCCCUUAACAAAUGCCAGCUUCAGCAGGCUGCAGCACUCAAUGCACAGGUAAAGUCCUUGUCUGACAUGUUAUUGGUUUUAAGUAAAUGGUUUUAUCCAAUUUUUAGUGAAGGGAUUUUAAAGUAGAGAAACUUUAAGGUCGGGUAUCUAAAGAUCAAAUUAAGUGGAUUGUUCCUGAAUGAUUUAUCUGACAUUGCGAGUGUUUCUCUAGUUCAAACAGGGUAAAGUAGGCCCAGAUGGCAAAGAGCUUAAUGCCCAGGAUUCCCCUAAUGUUAACGGAUAUGGGUUUGAAGGAACUCCCUGCCCUUCCCCAGGUAAGUAAGUAUGUAUGUUAUGUUGAAGUAUAGAUCACUUUCAAUAUUCUCAACUACAAAAUAACUCGACUACAUAAAAACCAAACUCCUCUAACCUGAUAUUGUCCUGUCAGGUAUGGCUGAGUCCCCCCUGAUGACCUGGGGAGAGAUAGAGAGCACCCCCUUUCGCUUGGAUGGGUCUGACUCACCGUUUCAAGAGCGGAACAUCGGCCCAUCAUUUAAGGUACUGUUCUUAAUUUUUGUUUUGCUGCAUUUGCUCGGAUUAGGUAGUUGAUUAACCUGAGAAUUUUACACACAGAUUCCCGAACCAGGAAGGAGAGAGCGGUUGGGUUUGAAAAUGGCCAAUGAGGCUGCAGCCAAAAACCGGGCAAAGAAGAAAGAAGCAUUGCGAAAGGUCACAGAAAACCUUGCAAGGUAAAAACUGAUGGAUGAUUUACAUAACUGCAUUGCUUUGGUCUAAAUACAAAAGCUCAUGUUUCUUUCAUAGCUCAUUCCUAUGACCUCUUGUUAUACACAAUUCUUAGUCAUUUUUAAAUGAUUGUAUUAAUUAUUUUGAACCUCAUUUCUGUCUUGCAGUCUCACACCAAAAGGCCUGAGCCCAGCAUUGACUCCUGCCCUUCAGAGGCUUGUAAACAGGACCUCCAGCAAAUACACAGAUAAAGCUCUAAGGGCAAGCUACACACCAUCGCCCACACACAGAGGAGCAGGCUCCAAAACUCCCCUGGGUGGUCCAGCCACUCCCUCAGGCACUCCGACACCAAGCAAAGCCAGGACCCCCGCCUCCCAGGACCCAGCGUCCAUCACAGACGACCUACUGCAGCUUCCCAAGAGGAGGAAAGCCUCUGACUUCUUCUGACCGGGGUGAAGCAAAACUGAGAAAGAACAGUUAUCUUGAGGAAGUGAACUCCUACAUCAUGCAAGUUGUCAUCAAGCAAAUUACUGGCCAUGGGGUGUUUCUCUCUCUACCCCACCUCAUGCCCUCCUUCUGGAUUUUAUGGACUUGCCUUUUAUGACUGGAACAGCCUGUGCACAAAGGAUAGUUGCAAAUCUCAGGUCAUUACUCUUCUUAGGGUGUUGGAAAGAAAGGCAUAGUAUGUACUGCGUUAGAAAAACUUCCAAGACUGGAUUACUGAAAUCUGUGGGUUCCAGAGAGAUCCUAUAAUUGUACAUAGCCUAGACUGAUAUGAUUUGAAUUUUGGUGGAUGUUACGAUGAGGCUUCAUAGAUUUUUGUAAAUAUGUUAAUGUAAGCCUCUAUUUUGUAUGCCUCUAUCUGCAAUAUAAUAUUUCAGUCAAUCUAAAAAAAUGCCUUCGAGUGAUUUUGUUUUAUAGAAUUUGUUUGUAAACCUGAAAUGUUAACACUCACCUUUUAUCAUAGCAGACUCAACAUGUGAAGAAAUGUAACUAUAAGUCUAUAUGGUUAAUCUUGACAAAGAUGUAUGCUUAAUUUAUUCUUAACUAAUUAGGUGGAAUGAA